Molecule: messenger RNA, 1503 nt
Organism: Hypomesus transpacificus
Lineage: Eukaryota; Metazoa; Chordata; Actinopteri; Osmeriformes; Osmeridae
Product: vicilin-like seed storage protein At2g18540
Exons: 9
Coding region: 277-1503 (408 amino acids)
Source: RefSeq, a predicted model, not a curated record
UGCUGAGUCCUCAGUUGGUCCUCCAGGCUCAGCACUGAUGGUCACCAUGAUCAGACUUCUCACUAUCUUCUCUGUUCCUUUGUUCUGGAUUACAGUAGAGUCACUCAGUCAAGAGGUGAACCAAACUCCUUUUACUCUCCUGGGGAAGCCAGAAGAAAGGAUCCAACUGAACUGCAGUUAUAACAUUCCUAAUUACGACACUAUACUCUGGUACCAGCGCUCAGUGGGAGACACUGCUCUGAAACUAAUAGGAGGAGAGAAAAAAUGAAUUGAAAAAUGCCAAGGAAGAUAGAGAAAGUAGCUCUCUACUCUGGAGAGUUACCCAAAGCUCUCUUUUGGAAUAGGGGGAGUCGAAAGGAUGAUGAACCCUCCUCCUUCAGAGCCCUCUCACCUGGACAGAUUCCAGACAUGAGGAUGUUGAAGAACAUACGAGGGGAGAGGUUCUAUCUUGGAACCAUCACCCUGGGGCUCAGUGACUCUGAGAGUUCCUCCGACGAGAGCUCUUCCUUCUCGUCUCACCGACUUCCCUGUCAACUUCCUGUAGCCACAAGGGGGCAUCCUCAAAUGAACCACGGGAAGAUAAACGAGCUAGAACACCUGGUGGAGGAUUUGAGGAAGACCAUCCAGGAGCUUCAACUAAAAAAUAUUUCUCUGAGCAACUUGGUUGAGAAAUUACAGCAUGUUGAAACCAGGAAGAAGGCUGAGAUAAAGAAUCUCAAGAUGGAGGUGCAGACACUCAAAGAAGCAGCAUGCGAUGGUGCUUGCCAUAGACGUCUGGACAGGAAGAGGGUGGAGAACAGUAGAGAGAAAGUGAUCAAGAGAGGGGAAGAAAGAGAGAUGUACAGUGAUGAAAUGUACACAGAGAGAAAGGUUGAUAAGCGAACAAAGCAGAAUAUUGACAAAAGGCAGAUUGUGAUGGACAGCUUGCGAGAAAAGGAGAACGAGACACGGAGGGAAGUGGAAGAACGGGACAACAUGAAGAGGCAGAGAGACAAACUGCAGUGUGAGAUCAAGAAGCUGAAAAGUGAACUUCUAGAGAUGAAAAGGGAGAAGGUCCAAGAAAUAUAUGAGAAGGAUAGAAUAAAAGCAAGGCAAGAUGAAGAAAAAAACACAACAGAGUCACAGUGCCGGGCAGGAAAAAGCAGAGAAGUGUUGGGAAGGGGAGAAAUGGAGAGACGGAUGAAAGAGCAAUCAUUAGAAAAACAAAGAAAGGAUGAGACGCAGAGGGAGAUGGAAAGGAGAGAAGAAGAGCGGAUGCAAAGAGAGGCUAGGAGACAAAAGGAGAGACAAAAAGCUCUGGACACAGAAAGGGAAGCCCUAGAGGGAAGGGAAGAACUAGAGAGAGCGAGGGAGGAUGCAAGACAAAAACAAGAUCAUCAGAAGGAACUUGAAAGACAGAAGAAGUUAGACGGAAAGGCCAAACAGGAGAUGGAGGGUGCAAGAGAAAAAGAAGCACUGAAAAGGGAAGGUGAAGAGAUGCAGAGUGAGUCAAAGAGACAUUGA